This is a messenger RNA of Clupea harengus (Atlantic herring), 672 nucleotides long. RefSeq names its product GTPase IMAP family member 9-like. The record is from RefSeq and is a predicted model, not a curated record. The coding region runs from base 1 to 672 and encodes 223 amino acids. The transcript has a single exon. NCBI's taxonomy places the organism in Eukaryota, Metazoa, Chordata, Actinopteri, Clupeiformes, Clupeidae.
AUGGUGCUGGUGGGGAAGACUGGAGCAGGGAAGAGUGCAUCAGCAAACACCAUCCUGGGAAGAGAAGGCUUUGAAUCUAAGAUGUCACCUAAUGCUGUGACAAAAGAGUGUAGGUUACAUGAGGUCAAGUCAGGUGGAAAGACCAUCUCAGUUACUGACACUCUGGGUGUGUAUGACACAGAUUUAGAUGAUGAGGCUUUGAGGCGUGAGCUGGAAAGCUGUAUUUACAUGACAGUUCCUGGACCCCAUGUGUUCCUGCUAGUGAUCAGUCUUGGGGUUAGAUACAGCAAGGAAGAGAAAGAUGUAGUGCAGUGGAUCUGUGAUCAUUUUGGGAAGGAAGCUUUACAGUAUGCAGUCGUACUCUUCACUCACACUGAUGGGCUCAAAAAUAGGCCUUUAGAGCAAUAUGUUGGUGAAAGUGAGGAUCUCCAGACACUCAUUAGGGACUGUGGGGACAGAUUUCAUGGUUUUAACAAUAAUGACAGAAAUCCAAAUCAGGUCACUGAACUGCUGCAGAAAAUUGAAUGCAUGGUGGAGAGCAAUAGAGAGAGGGGAAAAGAACACUAUACUAAUGACAUAUACAAGACAGCCCAGAAACAGAUUGAAGACGCUAGGAGACUAAAGAAGGGAAAAGAAGUAGCUCCGGGAGUCCUAAGAUGCACUGUGCAGUAG